This is a messenger RNA of Schistocerca gregaria, 451 nucleotides long. Its product is annotated as locustin. NCBI's taxonomy places the organism in Eukaryota, Metazoa, Arthropoda, Insecta, Orthoptera, Acrididae. The record is from RefSeq and is a predicted model, not a curated record. The transcript has 3 exons. The coding region runs from base 54 to 281 and encodes 75 amino acids.
ACGGUACCAGAAGCCCCUCUCAGACGGUCCGAAAAGUUGCAACCCACAACAAGAUGAAGGCCUACCUGCUGGUUAUCCUGCUUAUCGGCGCUGCCGCUUGCAUGGCGAGUGCGGCGACCGCCGGCUGCUCUUGCCCGCAGUGCAUCAUCUUCGACCCCAUCUGCGCCAGCAGCUACAAGAACGGCCGUCGCGGCUUCAGCAGCGGCUGCCACAUGCGCUGCUACAACCGAUGCUACGGCACGGAUUACUACCAGAUCAGUAAGGGGAGCAAGUGCAUUUGAAGCGACACCACAGAGUGCUGUGGAGAGUCAACCAAAGAACACUAUUUAUUAUUUUCAAAUAUUUUUAAAUGUUAAUAAACAAUUUAUUUAAAAAUUUCUUUAAAUUAGCUGAACCGUCUGAACAUCAAGAUGUCAGUAUUUGUAAUAAAAAAGCGACCAAUUGAAUAAUA